UCCAUAGACAUUAGACAAUGCUGGGUUUACGAAAAACAAAUUCCAAGUCUUGUUUGCUACGCCUUCAAAGGCUUGUUGCACUUUUGAAUCCCAUAAUUUCUUAUAAUUUGGCUUUUUCUUCUUCAAAUUAUUGUACCCAUGAUAGUCGCAUAGGUGUUCAUAAAACGGUGAACAGAACUCAACUCUUGAAUUCUAUUAGGAACCUCAAAAACGUUGAUUCUGCUUUCAAUUUGUUUCGCAAAAUGGUUUCAAUGAAUCCUUUACCAUCUGAGAAGGACUUCAACUUGCUGUUUGGUUUCAUUGUGAGGAUGAAGGAUUACACAACUGCAAUUUCUUUGAUUAAGCACAUGUGCUCAUUAGGUGUUUGUGUUAAUGUCUGUACUCUCAAUAUUGUUAUCAAUUGUCUAUGCCGUUUGGAGAACACGGCAUUUGGUUUCUCUGUGAUGGGGAUGAUGUUCAAAAUUGGUUUGGAGCCUACAAUGGUGACACUUAACACCAUUGUUAAUGGACUUUGUGUUGAAGGGAAUGUGGAUAGUGCUAUAUGGUUGGUCGAGCACAUGGAAAACAUUGGUUAUCAACCCAAUGGUGUCACCUUUGGAGCAAUUAUUAAUGGUUUGUGUAAGAUUGGAGACACAAAUGCUGCAGUUGAGUGGUUGAAGAAGAUGAAUGAAAGGGAUUGCAAGCCGAAUGUUGUUGUUUACAACACAAUUUUGGAUGGUCUAUGCAAGGAUAGGUUGCUAUCUCAUGCUUUGAGAUUGUUCUCUGAAAUGACCAACAAUGGUAUUCGGCCUACCGUUAUCACUUAUAAUUGCUUGAUUCAUGGCUUGUGUAACUUCGGUAGAUGGAAAGAGGCUGCUUCUUUACUGAAUGAGAUGAUGCAGGGGGGAAUUAUGCCGGAUGUGCACACUUUUACAAUCUUGGUGGAUGCUUUCUGCAAGGAGGGCAUGAUUUUGGGGGCGAAAAGUGUGCUAAGUUUCAUGCUGCAGAUGGGAGAGGAGCCUAAUGUUGUUACCUAUAACUCUUUGAUUGAUGGAUAUUGUUUGCAAAGUCAAAUGGAGGAGGCUAUCAAAUUAUUUGAUUUGAUGAUUCAUAAGAACUGCUUGCCAACCAUUGUGACUUAUAACUCUUUAAUCCAUGGAUGGUGCAAAGUUAAAGACAUCGAUAAGGCCAUGUGUCUCUUAGGAGAAAUGGUUAACAAAGGAUUACAUCCAGGUGUUGUAACUUGGACCACUCUUAUAGGUGGGUUUUGCAAAGCAGGUAAACCACUAGCUGCAAAGGAAUUGUUUCUUGCAAUGAACAAACAUGGACAAGUUCCCAAUCUCCAGACCUGUGCUGUUAUAUUGGAUGGCCUAUUCAAUUGUCAUUUCCAUUCUGAAGCAUUUUUGUUGUUUAAGGCAAUGGAGCACAGUAAUCUGGAUCUUGAUAUUGCAAUUUACAAUAUCAUGCUUGACGGAUUGUGCAAAGGUGGAAAAUUCAAUGAUGCACAGAAGCUUCUUUCUUGUGUUCUAGCUAAAGGGAUGAAAAUUGAUGCGUAUACUUAUAACAUAAUGAUUAGAGGUCUAUGCAAAGAAGGAUUGUUGGAUGAUGCUGAAGACUUGCUCAUGAAAAUGGAAGAGAAUGGUUGCCCACCUAAUAGAUGUUCUUAUAAUGUAUUUGUCCAAGGGUUGCUGCAAAGAUAUGACAUUUCAAGGUCAAGAAAAUACCUUCAAAGAAUGAAAAACAAGGGCUUUCCCUUAGAUGCUACCACUGUAGAAUUGCUUAUCUGCGCCUUCUCAGCUAAUAAAGGAGACAAUGCAUUGCAAGAGUUGCUGCAGAACUGAAGAUUGUAUUUAAUCUCUCUUUUCAUUGUUU
This is a messenger RNA of Arachis duranensis, 1851 nucleotides long. Its product is annotated as putative pentatricopeptide repeat-containing protein At1g12700, mitochondrial. NCBI's taxonomy places the organism in Eukaryota, Viridiplantae, Streptophyta, Magnoliopsida, Fabales, Fabaceae. Gene Ontology annotation, molecular function: protein binding. The record is from RefSeq and is a predicted model, not a curated record. The transcript has a single exon. Bases 18 to 1820 code for a protein of 600 amino acids.